AUGCCUGCAAAUCAACCCAACCAACUGGGAGGAGCUCGCACUCGAGCGACCGACCUGGAGGAGGACAGUGAAGACAGGCGCUGCGAUCUACGAAGCCAACCCCAUCGCUGCCGCCAAAGCGAAAACGUGAAACCCGCAAAUCACAACUUCGCCCAGUCAGCAACGCCGCCACACAACCGCUUCCAACGUGUCCUUGAUGUCAGCGGAUAUUCCGGGCUCAAAUCGGACUUGUUGGACAUCUUCGGAUUAACUGCGCCUCUCGAACGGCACCUUCUAUCGUCCCCCCGCCUGCCUCUUCCUCCUCCUCUCCGCCGCCAACUAACCCUGACAAUUCUUCUGACCCACCACUUCCAUCAUCCUCCUCCUCCUCCUUCUUCCUCUCGCCCACUGCUCAAACGGCGGCUGCUCAGAGCAACCGACACUACCACCACCUCCCCCAACUCCAGGGAUGAGGAUCAGGACUACACCUGCCCUCACUGCGACCGUACCUUCACCUCACACAUCGGCCUGGUCGGUCACUUGCGAAUCCAUCGCACAGAGACUGGCAAACCAGUGCGUGAAGCACCAACCUACACCCACCGCACUCGCCUCCACUGCCCACACUGCCCUCGCACCUUCAGGCAUUGCAUGGACCUUUUCGGCCACAUGCGUAUCCAAGAGAGCGGCCUUGACCGCACUCCCGACAAACCCACCACUUUCAACACAUCCACCGUGCACAACUCCACCCUCGUUCCAUUCGUCCACGCCAACACCACCACCACCGCCUCCUCUGUGUCUGACACUGACACCGCCGAAUUCUCAUGCCCACAGUGUCCACGCACAUUCACCUCACGCAUCGGCCUGAUCGGCCACUUGCGAAUCCAUCACACAGAGACUGGCGAACAAGUGCCUGGAGCACCCACCUAUACCCAACAAGCUCGUCUCAACUGCCCACACUGUCCUCGCACUUUCAGGCGUCGCAUGGGCCUAUUCGGCCACAUGCGCAUCCACGACGACCUGCGGUAG
Spirometra erinaceieuropaei is the source of this 1005-nucleotide messenger RNA. Lineage: Eukaryota; Metazoa; Platyhelminthes; Cestoda; Diphyllobothriidea; Diphyllobothriidae. The record is from the annotation of a GenBank genome assembly.